Messenger RNA from Acipenser ruthenus (sterlet), 4775 nucleotides. It is a transcript of the gene chst3a, whose product is annotated as carbohydrate (chondroitin 6) sulfotransferase 3a. Gene Ontology annotation, cellular component: Golgi membrane. The record is from RefSeq and is a predicted model, not a curated record. Bases 732 to 2060 code for a protein of 442 amino acids. The transcript is spliced from 3 exons. Lineage: Eukaryota; Metazoa; Chordata; Actinopteri; Acipenseriformes; Acipenseridae. Gene Ontology annotation, molecular function: N-acetylglucosamine 6-O-sulfotransferase activity; chondroitin 6-sulfotransferase activity. Gene Ontology annotation, biological process: N-acetylglucosamine metabolic process; carbohydrate metabolic process.
GUACUUGUUAAUAAGCUUCAAAUAACAGGAGAGGUGGCGGUCACGUGACCUGGAGUCUUCAACGCAAUCUGCUACAGAGGGAGCCACGCAUUUGUUCAAUAGGCUGGUUCGCAGACGGCCACUUAAACGAUCUGGACUAUGCAAGUAAAGACACCUUUUAUUUAUUUAUUUUUUUAAGAACAAAAAGUAUAUAUUGAUGUUAUAUUUUAAUUGUUUUUCUUUUUGGUCAAGUAUUGCAUCAGUGGCUGACUUACUAAACUGGAUGUGUUUUUUUUGUUACUUGUAGCAUCUGUGGUCUUGCGUUCUAAAGUCGAUUCGCUCUUUGUCGGUUCGAUUUUUAAACCGCUCAGAAAUUCCACGAUGUAAGUAAUGCUUCACAUCUAAGGGCUUGUUUUCACUAUUUACCUCGGAUUGAUGACAGCGUUUUGGUCUUUGCAGAGGCCAAAAAAAAAGUUUGUAACAAGCCUGUGGGCAGUGGAAAUAGAGACAAAGUAGGGAUGCUUUAACGAGGCGCUUAGCUGGCUGCUCUGUUUGGAAGAGCUGCAGUUUUGUAUCCGCUGCCUAGCAGAAACUGAAUGAAGCAGUUUCCACGAGGAAAGUUAGCCCUGCAAUGUGUAUCGACUGUGCUCCGUGAAGACUCACUGAGGGGGUGCGGGGGGACCUUGGAAGUUUGGAAGCAUUCAUAAAGAACCAGUCUAUUGAGACAUAGUGCCCUACAACCAAAUCUAAGAAUGAGGAGCAAAUACACAAUAUUCCUAGUGUUUGUAGUGGCCCUUGUCAUCAUUGAGAAGGAAAAUAAUAUAAUUUCAAGGGUAUCAGACAAGCUAACACCAAGACAGACUCCACAAACACCGCUUUACCCGAAUGGUUCAGUAUCUGUUUUGCUCACACAAAAUGGCUCCUAUUCGUCACUCAGUGAGCUGGACCCAGCAUUCAAGCGUUUGAAGAACCGUUUAGAAAACUACGCACUGCAGUUUCUGCAUCAGGUAGACAAUGAGCGGUCUAAUCCAAGGAAGCACAUCUUACUGAUGGCGACAACAAGGACAGGUUCCUCCUUCGUGGGGGAGUUUUUCAACCAACAAGGCAGUAACAUGUUUUACCUGUUUGAGCCAUUGUGGCAUGUCGAGAGAAUGGUAACAUUCGAAGCCAGGGGAGCCAACGCAGUGGCGGCAUCCAUUGUCUACCGGGAUAUACUCCAGCAGCUUUUCCUCUGUGAUCUCCAUGUGCUAGAGCACUUCAUAAGCCCGCUUCCAGAGCAUCAUAUAACUCCUUCUUUGUUUCGUAGGGGAUCUAGCAGAUCCCUCUGUGAAGACCCUGUCUGUACUCCGUUUGUGAAGAAGACCUUUGAGAAAUAUCACUGUAAGAACCGCCGCUGUGGGCCGUUGAACUUGACCUUGGCUGCAGAGUCUUGUCUCAGUAAGCAACACAUGGCCAUUAAAACAGUGCGUGUCAGACAGCUGGAGUCCCUGCGGCCCCUCCUUGAAGACUCCCGACUGCAGAUGAAAAUUAUCCAAUUGGUGCGUGACCCCAGAGCUAUCUUGGCCUCCAGGAUGGUGGCUUUCUCCUCUAAGUAUGAGAACUGGAAAAAAUGGGCGGUCAAUGGCGAGGUCCCCAUUGAAGACGAAGAGGUGCAAAAGUUGAAAGGCAACUGUGAAAAUAUCCGUCUGUCAGCAGAGGUCGGCUUGAGACAGCCUUCGUGGCUGAAGGCACGCUAUAUGCUCGUGCGCUAUGAGGAUAUAGCUAGGUAUCCAAUGCAGAAAGCAGCAGAAAUGUACAGGUUCACUGGGAUUCCUUUUACUCGUCAGGUAAAGGAAUGGAUUCUUAAAAACACUCAAGGCUCCAAAGAAAGUGGGGGAGUGUAUUCAACCAAAAAGAACUCGUCUGAGCAGUUUGAAAAAUGGAGGUUUCGUAUGCCUUACCAGCUGGCGCAGGUUGUUCAAAAAGUAUGUGGGCCUGCAAUGGAAUUGUUUGGUUAUAAAUUGAUUGAGGACCCAAUGAUCCUGACAAACAGGUCCAUCAGUUUGCUAGAAGAAAAGGUGUUUCAUUUUACCUAUUUAUAAAUCCUAAGAAAAGGAAAAGUGUUCAAAAGUCUUCACCAUAGGUUUAGACCUCAAGUUCCUUUCAGCAUGAAAUGUGUAUAUUAUACUGAAUAGGGGUCUGAAGGUUAAUGGACUUGAUGCUUUUCCCACCAAAGAAUUACUUGAGGACACGUAGGGAUUAAUAUUUACUGAGUCUGUAAAGUGGGAAGACCAAAGCAAAGGAUUACAGUAUGUAUUAACUGUAGCUUUAAACUGUACGACGUUUGCUAAGUAGCAACUGAAGGGUUUGAAACUGUUUUAGAUAAUGUUUUAUAAAUCCUACCCCUUAUUGUUUCAGAUACUGGGAUUUAUCAUUUUUUUCUAAACAGCGGUAGAUCUAGAUACAGUCACAUGCUAGAUCAUUAAAACAUGUCUCAGCAAAAUAAAACCAGUGUUUCUAAUGAUGGAUGUUAGUCUCAUUUGAGCCACAAUUUCGAUCAAUUGUAUAGAACCUACUCUAAAUUACAUAGCAGUUUGCCUGUCUAAUACGUUAGACACAGACAAAAUGCAGAAGUCCAAGGGUUUCUGUUGAGAGAUACAUGCUAAUAAAGUGUUUUGUUUUGUUUUUUAAAGCAAGCUAAAUCUGUAUUUAUUAACAAAGAACCAAAGAACAUUAUUUUAUUACAGGGAAGCAAAACUUAACCAAAACAUGAAUUGUUCAGUUUAGAUGUGUUUUUUUUAUUUUAUUUUUAUUCUCUAAUUUAGGAAGGUCAGAUUUGCACACAAAAAACGACACAUUUUAUGUUUUUGUAAUGACUUUAUAAAUAACAGUUUCAAGUGACUUUUUGAAAAAGCUCAGGGUGAAAUUGAGGAUCCUGAUAGCAAUGUGAGACGUUUGGAUUGGAUUCAUUAGAGAAUAGAUUAACUUGAGCUUUAGGUCUGCAUUGAAAAUGCAACCCAAGCAUUGGAAUGUGUUGGUUUAAGGUUAACUAGAUGGUAUGGCAAAUAUCUUUUUUGUCUUUUGGAAACAUCUAGCACAAAAUUAUACUGACUUAGUGACUGGGCCUGUAGCCUACCACACUGGGAUGUAGGGGAGGUGAAGUUGUACCACAGACGGCAACGUGAAUUUAGGUCUUAGUGACCUACUUUUACAAUACUGACCUGACUGUUUAAACUGUUGAAGGCUAAAUCUUAGGAAACACUGGUUUUCAUAUAACUAUGCAAGGUUUAUAGAGGACCAGAGGUAGAGGUCACUAAAAUGGAUUUCACUUGUGUGACACCAAAAUCUCAACUAUUAAAGAUUUGUUUUAAAAGUUGCAAUUUUGAAGCUGCUUUAAAGACCCUUGAGAGAACUUGAAAAUAAAUGGAUAAUAUAUAUUUGAAGUGGGGGGGAGGGAUUAUAAAGUCAAAGCCUUACAGAACCAUUCUUGAAUGAUUACAAACAUGUGAUUAAUUACAUGUGAUUUUUUUUUUUUUUUUUUUAACUUAUUUGUAUGAUGUAUCUCAUAGAGUUGUUCAGAAGUAUUUUUUUCUUGAUGUUGUUGUUUUUGUUUUAUAGCUUAAGGUUAGUAUCCUGGAUUUAGCAGGGUGGCUUAUUAUUGUAAUAUUUUCAAAACUCUGUAGUUAACCUGAUGGUAGUAGCCUGUGACUUUCUUGGUCUGUCACAUAUUCUGUGUAGGUUGUUUGCCUAAUAACAACUUAGGCUGUAUCUUCAGUACAUUCUCCUGAAGCAAAGCACAUUUAGAUGGUAGAUUCUAAAUCUGGGCAAUCAUAGUUGCUUAUCAAUGACUCCUGUUAAACACCUAUGUUUACAUUUUUUAAAAUAAAGUAGUGUUGUCUUAGAAGCUACAGUAACCUAGUUAUCUUCAAGAUGGAUUUAUUUUAUAAAACUAGUUUUGGUCACACUUUAUUUUAAGUGCCACUUUUUUAGUUUAUUAACUGUUAACAAAUUUUGUUCAUUUUGAGCUAAGUGAUAUAUAUUAAGAUAUUUAUAAGCAAAUGUAACAGGCAGUGCUGUGUGAUGCACUGCUGUUAUGGAUUCUGUUCCUUGUUGGGGAGAUGAGAUUUAAAAGCUGUAUAACUAUGAAUGCAGACGACCCUGGUUCUCACAUGAGAAAAUCCAGGAUACUAACCCUAAACCAGUUGUAAUAUAUGUGGAAAUGUGCCUUCAAACUGUAGUUUACAAAUAAAGUUACAGUUUUGUUUUAUUCUAUAAUCUGUCAAUUCCACAUAUAGUACUGUAGUACUAGACAUUUUAAAAUAUGUUACUGUUUGUGUGCAUUGUUAAUGUUUUGGGUAAGUACUUGACAUUUGUUUGGAAUCUUUAUAUGUUUAGGAAAUUUAUGUGCAAAUUGCAAAACUCAACAACAACUUUUAAACACAGCCACAUAGCCAGAAAAUACUCAGUAACUGCAGCUGGCUUGCAGAAUUUAACUGUUUAAUAAUUACUUUGUAAAGUAUUACAGACUAGUUUCUUUAUAAGAGUUAUUAAAAUACUUUUAGCUUCAGUCGCAGGCAAAAAUACAUGUUUUUCAGCUAAUUCAAGUUUUUAUAUGGGAAUGUUUUCAUGUAUUUGUAUUUUUUUAACCAUUGGGUGCCUCUGACAGUGUUUAUUUAUUUUAAAGUGGUGGCGAUGGACCAGACACAAAACAUCAUAGUUUUAUUUGGGGUACUUUAAAACAUUGGUCUGCUUUUCAUUUUUUUUCUUUAUAAUAGUGCUGGAGUCCCAUUUGAUUUAUUUCAUUAAAAAGUUGAAGA